Eupeodes corollae is the source of this 2118-nucleotide messenger RNA. Its product is annotated as transcription elongation factor B polypeptide 3-like. The record is from RefSeq and is a predicted model, not a curated record. Lineage: Eukaryota; Metazoa; Arthropoda; Insecta; Diptera; Syrphidae. Gene Ontology annotation, biological process: transcription elongation by RNA polymerase II. The coding region runs from base 223 to 2082 and encodes 619 amino acids. Gene Ontology annotation, cellular component: elongin complex; nucleus. The transcript has a single exon.
UCUUUCUUCUACCUCGUACUCGUAUCAAACGUCAUGUGUCAGAUGGUUUUCUUUUUCUCUAUUUUUGUGUGACGUACAUUAUACUUUCAACAAUAUAAUUAAAAUUUUCAUUUAAGUAUUGUGGUUUAAAUAAAAUUUCCUUCGUCUUUCAAUAACUUCAUAUUUCUCGUCAGUUAAUUUAAAAAGACCAACACAUCAUCCUAUUGCUCAAAAAAUAAAAUCAUGUCAUCUGAUGGAUGCAAUAUCAUCGAGCACUACCAAAAAGCCAUCAAGAAAGCACGAAACGAUGAAAGCAAACUAUUGCAUUGUAUUAGAAAACUAGACGCCCUGCCAAUUACAAUUGAUCAUUUGCAAAGGACCGGGGUGGGAAAAACAGUCAAUUCCUUGCGAAAGUAUAAUGGAGAAGUUGGUGAUGCGGCGAAAAUACUUGUGGCUAAAUGGAAGACUAUGGUUGCCAGUGGGGAAGUCCCUUCGUCGUCAUCACCAGAAAAACACCAGAACGGAUAUGGCAGUGUUGCUGCAGCAGCUCCAGUUCCGGCUGCAGCUGCUGUUGUAGAGAGAGAGUACUCACCCAAAAACAACCAUAUUGAAAUUAAGGAAAGUGAAGCUCGUCUAACAAGUAAUGGUAAGCAUAAGGAAGAAAAAAGGCACUCGGAGAGCCAUAAAGAUUCAAAUCAUAGAAAUAAAGACAUCCAAAGCAAACACACUGAUCAUCAUCACGAAAGCAGCAGAAGUAGUAGUAGUAAGUCUAAUGGUAAGGAAAAAAGCCACAAAUCAUCCUCAAGACAUGCCGAAAAAUCAAGUUCAAGUUCAUCUAAGUCCUCUUCUAGCAAGAAUUCUUCUAAAAGACACCGCGAAGAAGAUUCUUCCAGUAAGUCACACAAAAGAGAAAGAGAAAGAGAUACGAGUGUUCCCAACGGAACACCCGAGCCAUCUGGCUCAUCGUCGUCAAAGCAAACUACUGACGAAGUGACAACGGAAAAACAUCACUCCAAAGCAAAGAAACCGAAACUUAUUGUCAAUGAUGGCAUAGACAGCACUAUGGGUGCUAGUUUUUCCGAUGCUCUUGGCAUGUGUGGUAUAGGAGGAAGCUCAAAGAAGAACAAAAAGCUGCAGAAGAUUGCGGAAUCCUCCAAGCAAGUUGUGGAAACACCACCACGCUCUUCAAAACCAGUUGCCGAAAAGGAAAGCAAACACCCUACCGACCUAAUACCCGAAGCUUUGAAGACAUCACCCAAAACUAAGCUUGAUAUAUCACUCAAUCUGCCCAUAGCGUCAUCAGUUAAAAUUUCAGACAACUACAAACCCUCUCCCAUUAACCAAAAUGUCAUGAAUUGCAUUUAUCCUACAUCGAUGCCAGAGAAGCCGUCGUCUUCCAAUUACAAUAAUCUGAACAUUGGUAUUACUUCAAAAACUAUGCGCACCAAGGUCUAUUCAGGUGUUAAGACAGGCGCUCUAUUAUCAGUUCCAUCUCUCUUCGAUAUUUGCAUUAGAGUUUUGCAAAAGAACAUCGAUGCUCUGGAAUACACUGGAGGAGUGCCCUUCGAUGUCCUGCGGCCAGUUUUGGAGCGAACUACACCUCAGCAGCUAUUGAAUUUUGAAGACUACAACGCUUAUUUGUUAGAAGACACCGACGUUCUGUGGCAACAACAUGUUGGACGACACUUUCGUGGAAAGAUGAGGGAAGAGGGUGAAACUUGGCGAGAAAUGUUUUUGAGGUGCGAGGACGAAAAGGAACGACGGCUAAAUAUUCUCACUAAAAAUAUUAAAAUAUCUCAAAAGCAGAGCGCACUUCCAAUAAAGAAGACACGCUUAGCAUAUGUAGACAAUGUGGUCAAACCACCACGUAAUGUCCAACGCAAACAGGAACUGUACGGGACAAAUGAUAAGCUAAUAGCAUCACCUGCAGCACGAGUGGCUGCUUUAUCGUCUGCGUCACAUAAUACUGUUAUAGCUGGAGAUCCUCGAUUAAAAAUUGGAAGAGAUUUGGUUGCUGCAGCCAAUAGUAAUCCAUUAAAGAUUAAAAAGGCCCCCUUAAUGGCUAAGACAUUGCAGUUUAUUAAAAAAACUUAUAAAAGAUAAAAAAACAAAAAAUUGAUAAAAUAAAAUGGUCUUAAC